UGACACAACCCCUGAGAAGGUGCCUAUCAGAGCCAUGACCGGCGAUAGCGCGUUUUCUCCGGGCGGCGAGGCCUUAUCACCGAACCCAGAUCUCGAUAUCACUAACCUUUGUUUCUCGAGAAAACUGAAGAAGAGAUGCAAAAGGAAUUUGAAGACUUAAGAGUUCAUGCCCUUAAUCCCUAUCCAGAAGGAAAAUGGAAAUGUGGAAGAAGGUUCUGAAAACAGUGAGCAGUUCCUCGAGGACGGGGAUAGUGACCCUGAGAUUGAUAGUGAGCAAGUGCUUGGGAUUGAAGGCAACGACCUUGAGAACGACAGCGAGCAAGUUCUUGGGUUUGAAAGCAAUGACUUUGGGAAUGACAGUGAGCAAGUUUUUGAGUUCGAAAGCAAUAACCAUGAGGACAACAGCGAGCUCGUGCUUGAUACCGAGUGCAAUGACCAUGAGAACAAUAAUAAUCAAAUGCUUGAGAUUGAAAGCAAUGACCAUGAGGACCAAAAUGGUGUAUCUCAAGGAAAGGGCUACCCCCCACCAGCUGUGGGCAUGGAGUUUGAGUCAUAUGACGAUGCUUAUAAUUAUUAUAAUUGCUAUGCCAAGGAGCUGGGAUUUGCUAUCAGGGUCAAAUCUUCAUGGACAAAACGUAACAGCAAGGAGAAGCGUGGUGCAGUCCUCUGUUGCAAUUGUGAGGGUUUCAAAACAAUAAAAGAAGCUAGCAGUCGAAGGAAGGAAACAAGAACUGGUUGUCUAGCAAUGAUAAGGUUGAGGUUAGUGGAAUCCAACAGAUGGAGGGUGGAUGAAGUUAAGCUUGAACACAACCAUCUAUUUGAUCCUGAAAGGGCACUAAACUCGAAGUCUCACAAGAAGAUGGAUGCUGGAGCUAAAAGAAAGUUGGAGCCAACUCUUGACGUAGAAGUGCGGACAAUCAAGUUAUAUCGCACUCCUGUUGUGGAUGCAGUGAAUUAUGGCUCAAAUGACAGGGAAAUCAGUAAUCAUGUUGAUCAGUCCAAGCGCUUGAAGCUUAAAAAAGGCGAUGCACAAGUCAUCUAUAAUUAUUUUUGCCGGGUUCAACUAACAGAUCCCAACUUUUUCUAUGUGAUGGAUCUUAAUGAUGAAGGUCAUUUAAGGAAUGUAUUUUGGAUUGAUUCUAGGUCCAGGGCUGCGUAUGGUUAUUUUGGUGAUGUGGUUUCAUUUGACACAACAUGUUUGUUAAACAAAUAUGAGAUUCCGCUUGUAGCAUUUGUAGGAGCCAAUCAUCAUGGGCAGUCUAUUUUACUGGGUUGUGGGUUGCUUGCAGAUGAAACACUAGAGACAUAUAUUUGGUUAUUAAGGGCAUGGCUUACAUGUAUGUCAGGACGUCCUCCACAAACCAUCAUUACAGGCCAGUGUAAGGCCUUGCAAAGUGCAAUUGCAGAGGUUUUUCCAAGGGCUCAUCAUCGUCUUUGUUUGUCACUUGUUGUGCAAAGCCUUCUUGAAAAUUUGGGGGAGUUGCAGGAGUCUGAAAUAUUUCAAACAGUAUUGAAUAGAACAAUUUACAACUCUACCAAAGUGGAAGAAUUUGAAAUAGCUUGGGAGGAUUUGAUCCAGCAUUUUGGGAUUAGAGAUCAUGAGUGGCUUCGAACCUUGUUUGAAGACCGGGAAAGAUGGGCUCCUGUUUACUUGAAAGACACAUAUUUUGCCGGAAUGUCCAUAUCUCAACCGGGUGACUCCAAGAAUCCAUUUUUCGAUGGAUAUGUCCAUAAGCAAACUUCUCUGAAAGAAUUUUUUGAUAUGUAUGAAUUAGUUCUACAAAAAAAGUAUCAAAAGGAAGGUUUUGAUGAUUACGAGUCAAGAGAGUCAAUCCCCAUGCUAAAAACAAGGUGCUAUUAUGAGCUACAACUCUCUAAAGUCUAUACGAAAGAAAUAUUCUUGAAGUUUCAAGGCGAGGUGGAGAUGAUGUCUUCUUGUUUUAACGUGACUCAGAUUCAUGCUAAUGGACCAAUGAUCACAUACACGGUCAAAGAACAAGAGGCUGAUGGAAAUAUGAGAGGGAUAAGGAACUUGGAAGUUAUGUAUGAUAAAGCAGGAUUGGAAGUUCGCUGCAUUUGUAGCUGCUUCAACUUCAAAGGUUAUCUAUGCCGCCAUGCAUUGAGUGUUCUUAACAUUAAUAAUGUGGAGGAAAUCCCUGCCCAGUAUAUUUUGUCAAGAUGGAGGAAGGAUUUUAAGCGCUUGUAUGCAGCAGAUGUUGGCUCCAACAAUGUCGAUAUUGCUAAUCCAGUUCAAUGGUUUGAUCACUUGUAUAGACGAGCCUUACAAGUUGUCGAGGAAGGAAUGACAUCUCAGGAUCAUUACAUGGUUGCUUGGCAAGCGUUCAAGGAGUCUUUAAAUAAGGUUCGUCUUGUAGCAGACAAACAUGUAUAAUUGAUGAGGUUAAGGUGUAAAAUUCAUUGUAGAUUUAAUUGUGUACUUACCGUUUUAUGUAUCAUUCUCUUCAAUAUGUUUUUGUAUAGAGCAGGACUUCUUAUGGUUACCUUAAGGAUUUACAGAUGACUGGAUAAUUGAUGAGUUCUGUAGUUGAAA
Molecule: messenger RNA, 2551 nt
Organism: Cornus florida
Lineage: Eukaryota; Viridiplantae; Streptophyta; Magnoliopsida; Cornales; Cornaceae
Product: protein FAR1-RELATED SEQUENCE 8-like
Exons: 3
Coding region: 167-2392 (741 amino acids)
Biological process (GO): regulation of DNA-templated transcription
Molecular function (GO): zinc ion binding
Source: RefSeq, a predicted model, not a curated record